Racocetra fulgida is the source of this 258-nucleotide messenger RNA. NCBI's taxonomy places the organism in Eukaryota, Fungi, Glomeromycota, Glomeromycetes, Diversisporales, Gigasporaceae. The record is from the annotation of a GenBank genome assembly.
CUGCCAACAAUAUAUUACAGAACUAGUAAAUGGAAAUAGCACCUCUAAUUUUCUAAGAUCUUUGGCGCCACCAAAAUCUUUUGUUCAAAAAUAUAAUGGCAAUAUUCGAGUUGAUCUUGCAGUAUACAUCACAGAUCCUACAUAUAACGAUACCACUGAUGUUUUCGGACUAUUUAUUAAUGCAUUUGAUACAGUGUAUAUCAAUAAAGAUAUUAAUGGUGAUUAUCCUUCAGACCUGGCACAAUCCACAUUUGUUAA